CUGACGUCACUUCCGCUGCUGUUGACGCCUCAACUCUCGCGGGCUUUGUUGUGUCAUGGCGGCAAGGUUCGAAAGAGAGUCCAUUUAAGAGAUGGGAAAAUACUUGAAAAAAUUUUCUUUCCCUGCGGUCCCUCAUGACUCCCGCGGCAGUGUUAGAGGCGCGUAUUUCGGCCACUUUUAACAAUGUUUACCCGCGUCCGAGGCUGAGUUUAGAGGCGCUUGUCGUGGCGUCGCAGGCUGUCUUCUUCCCGGCCUGAAAGUGUCCCGUGAAGAGUCGCCAUGCUAUCCCCGGCCGCCGGGCUUCCGUACGCCGAGGUGGACUUUUUGUCCCGCUGGUUGCCUUGCAGCUCCAAGGCCGGUGUCAUCCUCAACGCCGGCCCGGACCUGCGGUACACGCCCCCCUUGGCCACCCCGCCCCAGGAGCCGGAUGAGGGCGAUACCUGCUCCUCUGACUUCGCCCCGCUGGCGACCUCUGUGGACAGCAGCUUCCUGGGCCCCGAGGACCUGUCGGGGCCACCUGGAGGCGACAUGCCUGGGAGUGACAGCCCCAGGACGGGAGCCAGCAGGACCUCACAGGGAGAGGCUGCGGUGUCCCACCACCGCUCACGGGAUCUUUCCGUGACGGCCAAACUGGAAAAGCUGAGGACGUGGCAGAAGGACAUGCAGGACAGCAUAGAUGCUGCUUCGUUGAGACAGAGCCUAGAGGAGCUGCAAGACAGACCCAUAGAGGUGGGCAAGAAGACGUUUGAGGAGUUACUGGAGGAGCAGCUGAUGUUGGAGGAGCAGAGGUUGAAAGAGCAGAAGCUGGACGGAAGGGACUCCACGCACACUAAAAGGGCCUUUCUGAGGCGAGGCCAGGGUCUGUCCAGAUUUACCAACAAGGACAGGAAGACUCCUCCCAAAGCAGCAACCCAGCCCAGCAACUUGGAGAGAGGUGCCAAGAAAGCGUCGCAGCAGCCCCAUCCUGUCCAGCGUAAAAUCGCCACUCUCAACAAGGAAAACCGUCCCAGGGAAACCACUUGGCCGCCCCAGAAUUCCAGUGUGAAAAGCAAGGCAGCCGAGAAGAAGGUGUUGGGCUGCCACCAGAGACAAAACACGGACCGACGCGGGGGAGUUUCGGGUGCUCAAAGCGACCCGGCGGAGGUUUGCCCGGUCCAGCCCGCCGAGACAAAGCAGGCGGGUGUGCCAUCCCAAGCGAGUGGAGCGAGCAUCCGGCAGACAUGCGGUCCCAGAACAGAGUCGGGAGGCGGAGUUCCGCAGGAGUCUUUUGAUGCGUCCUUCGUGGAGAAGGAGCAGCGUUGGGAGUGCGAGCGUCAGCUGGAGAACGUGGAGCUGGGAGAGUUUGAACUCCUGGAGCAAGCGGCCGAGGAGUUUUCCUUCUCCUCCAACUCCUCCUUCGUCACCAAGCUUCUCCAAAUGGAUCAUCAAAACCGGAAGCUGCUGGGUGCAGGCAUGCUGCACCGGAGACGCCUCUCGUCCACCCCCAUCAAGUCCCCGCCCGCCAGAGAGCAGCGCCGCAGUCUUGGAGGCAGUGACGCUGUGCAAAAGAGCAAAGUGAACUUUGACCACAAAGAGGUUACUUCGUCUGCGGCCGGCGGCGACGCUAAAGAGGCGGACCAUGGCGUCACGCCGCUUUGCUUCUCCGCGCCGCCUUGCUUCCCCGCGCCACCUCAGCCCGCGUACAACUGUCUCGCCUACCAGGACGAGGACAGCUGUCAGGGUUCCGACAGCGGUGAGAGCGACGCCAUCAGCAGCAUCGACUCCACGCUGACGGAGGACAAUGAGGCGUUGCUGGACCACCCAGUGUUUCACCACGACGAUGACGACGCGUGGAACGACCUGGACGACACGGCUGUCCACCCGGUUUCCACGGGAGCGGCCAAUCAGGAGCCGGCUCCUCCGACUCCGACUCCUCCUCCUUCCAAACUCAUGUUGACACUGUUCCCGUCACUCAGGCCGAAGACCCAGAAUGCACCUCUUCCUCCGCCCCCCCAGGACAAGAAGACAGACGAGGAGGCGGGCCAGUCCAUCCGGGUGAGGGAGAAGCUGGAGAUAGAGAUGGAGUGCUUCAAGAAGAACAACGAGGUGCUGGCCAGGCUGAGACAAGAGAUGGAGAAGACGCGUGAGAAGAUGAGGAAGGAGAGCGAGGCGUGGGAGCAGCAGAAGGCGGAGCAGCAGGCUGACUUUGAGCGGUACAAGAAGGACGAAGUCAGGAGGCUGCAGAGGGAACGCAAAGUGUUUGACACGCACGCCAGCGCCCUGCGAGCUGCACCAGGCAGGAAGGAGCGAGAGGAGAUCCAGAGGCUGAAGGAGCAGCUGAGCGGCCUGCAGGAGGAGCAGAGGAAGAAGGAGAGCCGCUGGUCUUCCGCUCACGCUCGCCUUCGCCAGCAGAUAGACCUUCUCACCCAGGAGAACUUGGCUCUGAAGAACCAGGUGUGUGUGCUGGAGAAGCUGCGUGUCAGCGCCUUGAAGAAAAAGCAUGUAGGAGCAGAGAGGAGCACUAAAGACGCCCUGCCUUCGUCCAUCAAGGGAGUCACCUUUGCCAGUCCUCUCGACUCCAGAAGGAGCAUCAGUCCUCCACACUGCAGUACUGCAGCGGCCACGAGAGGGAGCUCUAAGGACAACAACCACACUGCACCCCUGAACAAAAGGGUGAAGAGCAGUUUAAGAGCAGCUGCCGAGUCACCGUCAUCUUCAACAUCGUCGCCGUCUUCUUCCUCUUCUUCAUUGUCAUCUUCAUCUCCAUCCAACAAAAAGUACGAUCCGGAACUUUCACAGAGCUGCUCUCCGCAGAGAGACGUGACGUCUAGUGAAGAAGAAGAAGAAGAAGAAGAAGAAGAAGAAUGUGCUCAGGACAUAGUCACACACCUUGAUGGCAAAGUGGAAAAAGUCCUGGCCAGCGGCGAUCGCGUCAUCCUUUUCCCCAACGGGACCAGGAAGGAGAUUUCCUCGGACGGCGUGACGGUCAAGGUGGCUUUCUUCAACGGCGACACCAAGGAGGUGACGGCCGACCAGAGAGUGAUGUACUACUACGCCGACACCCAGACCACGCACAUCACCUACCCGGACGGCACGGAGGUGCUGCACUUCCCCAACAGGCAGACAGGUGACACACCUCAGCUCACCCCCCGGCGAGCGCGGAAGCAGCGCCCAUUCUGUCCUCUUCUCCCUCCCCCAGAGAGGCACUUCCCGGACGGCCGCAAGGAAAUCACCUUCGCCGACCAGACUGUGAAGAACCUCUUCCCCGACGGCAGCGAGGAGAGCGUGCUGACGGACGGCACGGUCGUGCGCUUGAAACCGGACGGCACCAAGGAGAUCUACUUCAACACGGGCCAGAGGGAGGUCCACACGGCGGACUACAAGAGGAGGGAGUACCCCGACGGCACCGUCAAGACCGUCUACGCCGACGGACGCCAGGAGACGCGCUACCCCUCAGGACGGACGCGCCUCAAAGACAAGGACGGCAACGUGGUCACUGACAGCAAACCGUAACCAUGACAACCCUUUUUCUACCUCGCAACUUGCACACUCUUCGACAGGAAGUGCUUUCUAAAAUAGGCCAUUUGUUCUAUUAGAAUUGUCAUGAAAUAGGACAAGUUGACUCUCAGAAAACGAGGAUAUUAUUUCUUGUAAAUUAAAAAAUAUUUGUCUAUUUGUCAUAAGAAUUUUUUCUAACAGUACAGCUAAUAUUUUCAUAUAAUGAGGAUAUGUUCCUCAUAAUACAACUCUUGAAAUAAGAUUUUGUUGUAAAACAAGACUGUAGGAUAUUUUAAAUUCAUAUAACUGCCAUCUAAUUUUUUGUCUUUCAUUCCCACAAUAGCAUUUUUCUCGUAUAUAAAUGUUCUUAUUAUAUCAUACAGUGUUUCUCAAACUUUACACCAAGGACCACCUCAGAAAACUACUUUAAUGACCCACAUUAAAACUCAGUAGCGUAGUAGACUCAAGUAUUGAUUAAAACCGCAUUAAAGUCUAUUUAAUAUUUUUGGCCACGCAGUUUGAACAGUCACACCUUGUUGGAAUAUUUGAGUAGGUGAUUCUUUGGCGUGCCACUAGAUGGAGCCAGCGUACCACAGUCUGUUGGAAAUAUUUUAUUUGUCACAGUCUGAAGUUGACAUAAUGUAGCGACGUCAAUCUUGUAGUUGUUUUAAUAUUCCUUGCUAGAAUUUCUGUCUUGCACAUAUUUUGACAAACUCGCUGCAGCCGUUGUUCAUAAUCCAAUCAUUUGUUCAUAAUCCAAGUACUAAAAUAAGUGAGUGAGGGGUGCUGCCUUUAAAAUGACAGGAAACAGGACUUGUUCUUGUACAGUUUAAAAUAUAUAUAUUUGAUGUUUGUUCACUUUGUUGAAGAUGUUCUUAAUAAAUUAAAUGUUACAAAUAUUAA
Molecule: messenger RNA, 4380 nt
Organism: Nerophis ophidion (straightnose pipefish)
Lineage: Eukaryota; Metazoa; Chordata; Actinopteri; Syngnathiformes; Syngnathidae
Gene: cpap
Product: centromere protein J
Exons: 16
Coding region: 280-3492 (1070 amino acids)
Biological process (GO): cilium assembly; centriole elongation
Cellular component (GO): centriole; nucleus; centrosome
Molecular function (GO): tubulin binding
Source: RefSeq, a predicted model, not a curated record